This is a messenger RNA of Labrus bergylta (ballan wrasse), 3695 nucleotides long. It is a transcript of the gene ccny, whose product is annotated as cyclin Y. Gene Ontology annotation, molecular function: cyclin-dependent protein serine/threonine kinase activator activity; protein kinase binding. Gene Ontology annotation, biological process: regulation of cyclin-dependent protein serine/threonine kinase activity; regulation of canonical Wnt signaling pathway. Gene Ontology annotation, cellular component: cytoplasmic cyclin-dependent protein kinase holoenzyme complex; plasma membrane. Lineage: Eukaryota; Metazoa; Chordata; Actinopteri; Labriformes; Labridae. The record is from RefSeq and is a predicted model, not a curated record.
GCCACACGACAGCGGAUGUAGCAGCAGCAGCAGCAGUCGAUUCUACAGUUUAUCGGCAACCAUGUAGCUCUGCCAGCCUUUCUAUCUCCCCCUGACGAGGUGAAGUAUCAUGUCUUCACAUUUAUCCAUGUUGCAAUAAAGUAGUGUCAAAAUGUGUGCGUGAGGAGAAGCGGAAAUUACAAGACGAAGGAGUCGAAACAGACGCCUGUAAAAUAUCUGCCCUCCUGGACGUUUUGAAGGGACACUGGAGAUUUAAGAGCCUUUGUGGUCGUUUCAUCUGCCUCUGAAAUGACUACAUUUGGACGGGUACGUGCAUAAGUCAGGUGAAAAGGUGUGUAAAGGAGACCGGGGGGUUCGUGUUUUCACCGCCGGGGCUGCCUGGUUUAUCCGCGUUACCGCCCCGUUUUUUCUCCUCUGUAUCGUCACAGCACGGGAAGACAGACAGGAGAAGACUGGAGAUACCGUGCUGUGUGUGGAUUAUAACCAAGACCAGUUUACACCAUGGGGAAUACAACCUCCUGCUGCGUGUCCUCCAGCCCCAAACACCGGAGGAACAACCACUCCAGGCUCGAACCCUACCGGCCGGAGCCGGAGCUGAGCCGGGAGGACACGGGCUGCAACCUCCAGCACAUCAGCGACAGAGAAAAUCUAGACGAUCUGCCGAUGGAGUACAAUCCCUCAGAUCAUCCCCGGGCCAGCACCAUCUUCCUCAGCAAGUCACAGACUGACGUUCGAGAAAAAAGGAAGAGCCUUUACAUCAAUCAUUUUACACAUAUAUCGGAGAGCAAGCAUCAUCCAGGCCCAGUGAGACGGAAGUACAGCUCAUGCUCCACCAUAUUCCUCGAUGACAGCACCGUCAGUCAGCCCAACCUCAAAUACACCAUCAAAUGUGUAUCUCUUGCAAUAUACUACCACAUAAAGAACAGGGAAGUCGACGGGAGAAUGGUGUUAGACAUUUUCGAUGAAAAGCUGCAUCCGCUUACGAAGUCAGAAGUUCCUCAAGAUUAUGAAAAACACGACCCCGAGCAGAAGCAGAUUUACCGCUUUGUGAGGACGCUGUUCAGCGCCGCACAGCUCACCGCUGAGUGUGCCAUCGUCACAUUGGUGUACUUGGAGAGGCUCCUGACCUACGCUGAGAUCGACAUUUGUCCUGCGAACUGGAAACGCAUCGUGUUAGGAGCCAUCCUGCUGGCAUCCAAGGUGUGGGACGACCAGGCGGUCUGGAACGUCGACUACUGCCAAAUUCUCAAGGACAUCACAGUGGAGGACAUGAACGAGUUGGAGCGUCAGUUUCUGGAGCUGCUGCAGUUCAACAUCAACGUGCCGUCCAGCGUCUACGCCAAGUAUUACUUUGACCUGCGCUCGAUGGCUGAGGCCAAUAACCUCAGCUUCCCCCUGGAGCCCCUCAGCAGGGACAAGGCCCAGAAACUAGAGGCCCUCUCACGGCUCUGUGAUGAUAAAUACAAGGACUUGAGGAAACAGGCCAAGAAGCGGUCUGUGAGCGCCGACAACCUGACGGUGGUGCGGUGGUGUCCAGCCAUCAUUUCCUAACACCGACCGCCUGCAGCACGGAGAUACACCGGUGAUACAAACUGAACUGUGUUCCUGCCUGGUCAGCAGGUUAAAACCAGGUGGGCUGCAGUCCUGUGGAUCAGAGGGUGGAUCACACACACACACACACACACACACACACACACACACACACACACACACACACACACACACACACACACACACACACACACACACACACACACACACACACACACACACACUCACACAAUCUGGCACUUUGAUAAGUGUGACUGCACUCUCUCUGGUUCUUGUACAUAAAAGAAGUCCCACUGGGUGCCUGCACUGAACCAAACAGAGCUGAGCUGAACCAAACUGAAGAGUGAGAGUGAAAGUUGUUCGAAUGAAAGCUGCAGAAGAAGAAGAAAGGAGGCCAAACAGAAGUAGAGCCGGCGAUACGAGAGACUGUGUGAAGAAGACGACAGCGUCCCAUAAUCCCCUCUGAGGCUCGACUGCGGCUGAUUGAGGGAGUCAGCUUGUACAUUCCUUUAUUUUAAUCUCCUGCUUCAGUUUCUCAGCCGAGGCAGGACAUGUUUUGUUGACAGCUUACAGGCACAUUAUGAAAUUCUGAAAGGCUCAAUUCCUAAAUUUGCUUUCUUGUUUGUGUUUUUUCUGCUCCUUUGCAUUCUUCACCCUGCAGAAAUGUCUGCUGCACAUCCAACAUACACAAAGAAACAAAUACAUGUUCAUUCCACUGCUGCUGUUGUGUGUUUACAGUUGAUAAACUGGACAACAUAUCAUGACACAGUCCACAGUAUUUAUUGACAUUAUAGCCAUAAAAGUCAAUAUCAUUACAUUGAGAAAGUCAGUGUGGUUCGCUCUGGGCCGUUUUUACAGGAGUGGGGAAUUUAAACUGAACCAUUCCACUUACUGAAUCGUUUCUCUGAAGGCGUGUUCUGACCAAAAAUGAGGUGUGAUUUCAUACAAGGUAACUGCAAAAUUUGCCCUGGCUGAUUCUAAACUCUACUUUGUUGUAGAUUUGUUGAGUCUCUCAAUCUAAACUCCAUUAAAAAAAAACAAGCAAUUUAAAAUGUGUUUGUUUUCGUUUUGCAGUGACAACUGACAAAGCAUUAAAUUGUACUUUUCCCAAAUCUGCAUCAUGAUUCGGUCAUUUCUGCAUCAUUUUUAACCCAUUAAUUACAAAUAGAUCACAUGAAAAUCCACUGUAGUACGACAGAUUUCAGCUGACGUGUGAGCCGUGUUAUCGUUAAAACUGUCACUCAGCAGAGACAGAUGGACCGGGGGUGGGGGUCUGCAAACUGAAUCAGAACAUAGAGAACCUGGUACUGAUCCCCCCCCAACAGGUCAUCAAACGGGGCACUGGUCAGCCUCAAGUAGGCAGAAAAGUUCAUCCAGACACAGAAUUCAUGCCGGCAUUUCAUUUCCCAAACGUUUCUAAAAAGGAAAAAUUAAUUUGACCCCUACAUGUAAAAGACAGUAAGGCAACGAUUAGCUUCACUUUUGGUCUCAGCACAUUUUCGCCCUAGGACCAUCCAGCCCCGCCUCCAAUCACAUGAAGCAGCAUCCAUGCAUUGCUUUGUUGUUGUGCUGACAUGUGGCGGUGAAAGCGUGCACACUUGGGAGAACCCGGACUGGAAGACGGCGUGAGACAUACUCUGGAGCUCAUGUGGUGUACUUCUUAAUUCACUGCCAUCGUCCUGACCUGUGGUGCCUGUAAUAAGCUACUUUAUCACUUCUCCUCUUUCUACUGGAGGAACAGAACAAAUCAAUUUAAAGUCUGUUUUCUUUUUUUUUUUGUACGGUUCUUCCAGCUUACACGUAAACAGCACAAGUGAAGUAUUGACAUUUAGGAGCCACUCAAAGCUUAAAGCAUGAUUCUUCAGGGUUCAUUUUGUUGUUCUGAGGACUGAAACGAAUAAAAGAGCAUUAACUCAAACCCUGCUUUCAAAAAGAUCGAUUGUAUACCUUUUGCUAAAUUGUCUCUGUAAAGUGUAAAUACAGUGCGCGUGUGCAGAAUCUGUAGACUUACAUUGUACUGUAAAAAAACAACAGAAUAAUGUUAGAAUAUUUAUAUGGAGUCAGUUUUUACUGUACAUGUUGGGGGCACUUCAUAUGUUGAUGACACAUCGAGUAAAGGCGAAGGAGGAUCGUUAAGAUUUGAA